Messenger RNA from Procambarus clarkii (red swamp crayfish), 1068 nucleotides. The record is from RefSeq and is a predicted model, not a curated record. Lineage: Eukaryota; Metazoa; Arthropoda; Malacostraca; Decapoda; Cambaridae.
AUGGUUCUCAGUGGAUGGGAGAAAGCAGGGGGCAGGGGUCAGGCAGUGGGCAGGGAUCAGGCAGUGGACAGGGAUCAGGGCGUGGGCAGGGAUCAGGGCGUGGGCAGGGAUCAGGGCGUGGGCAGGGAUCAGGGCGUGGGUAGGGAUCAGGCAGUGGGCAGGGAUCAGGGAGUGGGCAGAGAUCAGGGAGUGGGCAGAGAUCAGGGAGUGGGCAGAGAUCAGGGAGUGGGCAGGGAUCAGGGAGUGGGCAGAGAUCAGGCAGUGGGCAGGAAUCAGGGCGUGGGCAGGGAUCAGGCAGUGGGCAGGAAUCAGGGCGUGGGCAGGGAUCAGGCAGUGGGCAGAGAUCAGGGAGUGGGCAGAGAUCAGGCAGUGGGCAGGGAUCAGGGAGUGGGCAGGGAUCAGGGAGUGGGCAGAGAUCAGGCAGUGGGCAGGAAUCAGGGCGUGGGCAGGGAUCAGGGCGUGGGCAGGGAUCAGGCAGUGGGCAGAGAUCAGGGAGAGGGCAGGGAUCAGGGAGUGGGCAGGGAUCAGGGAGUGGGGAGAGAUCAGGGAGUGGGCAGGAAUCAGGCAGUGGGCAGGGAUCAGGCAGUGGGCAGAGAUCAGGGAGUGGGCAGGGAUCAGAGAGUGGGCAGGAAUCAGGGCGUGGGCAGGGAUCAGACAGUGGGAAGGGAUCAGGGAGUGGGCAGAGAUCAGGGAGUGGGCAGAGAUCAGGGAGUGGGCAGAGAUCAGGGAGUGGGCAGGGAUCAGGGAGUGGGCAGAGAUCAGGGAGUGGGCAGAGAUCAGGGAGUGGGCAGAGAUCAGGGCGUGGGCAGAGAUCAGGGAGUGGGUAGAGAUCAGGGAGUGGGCAGAGAUCAGGGAGUGGGCAGGGAUCAGGGAGUGGGCAGGGAUCAGGGAGUGGGCAGGGAUCAGGGAGUGGGCAGGGAUCAGGGAGUGGACAGAGAUCAGGGAGUGGACAGAGAUCAGGGCGUGGGCAGAGAUCAGGGCGUGGGCAGGGAUCAGGGAGUGGGCAGGGAUCAGGGAGUGGGGAGAGAUCAGGGAGUGGGCAGGGAUCAGGGAGUGGGCAGGGAUUAG